CAUCUGGCAACAAAUCGUGUGCCAGAAACAAGAAAAUUGCGGGUAAAUUAAACAUUAGUUUGUGUAUCCGUGGCAAAGAGAACAGACGUUUUCUUCACUUCAGAAAUAAUAUUGCAAUACUGAAUUGAACAAGAUGACUUCUGCUAUUAUUAUGUCUCGUAUCGAAUCUGAUUUGUCAGCUCAAUUGAAAUCAUCAAAGAUCAACGACGAAAACAAGGCACCUGUGUCUAAAAAUACACUAAACCAACGUAAACCACUGGGAACAAGUCAGUUACAGAAUUCAUUAAUUGAACAAAGUUCUGAUAAAUUAAUUACCAAACAAGAGCCAGUAAAAGUAGAGUCAAAACCAGUUGCCAAGAAGGAGCUUCUUGAAGAACCUUUGCUGAAAGAAAACCCCAACAGAUUUGUGCUAUUUCCUAUCCAGUACCAUGAUAUCUGGCAGAUGUAUAAAAAGGCAGAAGCCUCCUUCUGGACAGCUGAGGAGGUGGAUUUGUCUAAGGACCUGGAUCAUUGGGAAAAAUUGAAGCCAGAAGAGAAACAUUUUAUCUCCCAUGUUUUGGCUUUUUUCGCAGCCAGUGAUGGCAUUGUUAAUGAAAAUUUGGUUGAGAGGUUCAGUAAAGAGGUCCAAGUAACAGAGGCUCGUUGUUUCUACGGCUUCCAAAUUGCUAUGGAAAAUGUUCACAGUGAAAUGUACAGUCUACUCAUUGACACAUACAUUAAAGAUUCAAAAGAAAGAGAUUUUUUGUUCAAUGCCAUAGAAACUCUGCCAUGCGUGACAAAGAAGGCUGAAUGGGCUAUCAAGUGGAUUGGUGAUGAAGAGCACCCAUACAGUGAAAGAGUGGUUGCUUUUGCUGCUGUUGAGGGGAUAUUCUUUUCUGGUUCCUUUGCUGCCAUUUUCUGGUUGAAAAAACGUGGAAUCAUGCCUGGUCUUACCUUCAGCAAUGAAUUGAUUAGCCGUGAUGAGGGAUUACAUUGUGACUUUGCCUGCCUGAUGUUCAAACAUUUGUUAAACAAGCCUUCCCAGGAUCGCAUUUAUGAAAUCAUUAAAGACGCUGUGGUUAUAGAACAGGAGUUCCUCACAGAUGCUCUGCCAGUCAACCUAAUUGGCAUGAACUGCAACUUAAUGAAACAGUAUAUUGAAUUUGUUGCAGACAGGCUCUUAGUGGAGUUGGGGUGUGAAAAAUGCUACAACUCAGAGAAUCCUUUUGACUUCAUGGAACACAUAUCAUUAGAGGGAAAAACAAACUUCUUUGAGAAGAGAGUGGGAGAGUACCAGAAAAUGGGGGUGAUGAACAAAUCCCCCACAAGCCACCAGUUCUCUCUGGAAGAAGACUUCUAAACCUCACUCAUCUCUCUCAACCCCUCAUCUUGCUCUGUACAGAUCUCUCUAAUGUAUUGUUUUAAAACUACUCCACAAUCAUUAUAGGUUUUAUACAUGUUUACUUAGAAAGUUUUAACACUGCCUCUUUUUACUGAGCAUUUAACUUGAAAUUCUUUUAAUUUGGCAUUAUUUUUAAGAACUAUUUAUAUUAAUGGUACACGUGGUUUGUAGUGUUAAAAUUUUUACAUUUAUUUAAUGUCUGCAUUUUAAAGACUUAGUCUGUCUGUGUUGUAUUUGUAAAUUAUUUUGAGAAUGCAUGACUUAUGAAGCAAGAAUUUCUAAAAUACUGAUGGUAUGGUGCUAAAUUCAAUAUGUGCAGGUCAUUUUCUUAUGAUAAUUUAUAGAUUUGACAACAGUAAUUUUUGACUGGUUUUUAUGUGGCAUUCAUAAUUAAUACCUGUAUAUAAUAAAUUUUAAAUGCAUUAAUUUAUUUGUAAUAAAUAUUUGUGAUAAAUUAAA
This is a messenger RNA of Physella acuta, 1840 nucleotides long. RefSeq names its product ribonucleoside-diphosphate reductase small chain. Gene Ontology annotation, molecular function: ribonucleoside-diphosphate reductase activity, thioredoxin disulfide as acceptor. Gene Ontology annotation, cellular component: cytosol. The record is from RefSeq and is a predicted model, not a curated record. Gene Ontology annotation, biological process: deoxyribonucleotide biosynthetic process. Lineage: Eukaryota; Metazoa; Mollusca; Gastropoda; Physidae.